Molecule: messenger RNA, 480 nt
Organism: Punica granatum (pomegranate)
Lineage: Eukaryota; Viridiplantae; Streptophyta; Magnoliopsida; Myrtales; Lythraceae
Source: RefSeq, a predicted model, not a curated record
AUGAAGAGUUCUCGUGAGAUCUUGAAGAAUCUGAGGGAGUUAUAUGGGGAGAAUAGUAGGACCGCACGAUAUGAGAUAUCGAAGGAAUUGUUUCGUGCGAGAAUGCAGGAGGGAACUAAAGUCGCAGCUCAUGUGCAAAAGAUGAUCAGGCUGAUUCAGCAGCUUGAGAAACUUGAGUUCCAGAUGGAUAAAGAACUCCAUGUGGAUUUAGUUCUUCAAUCUCUCCCAGAUUCUUUCUUAGGGUUCAUUGUGAAUUUUCACAUGAAUAAGUUAUCAUGUUCGUUGUCUGAGCUGCUGAACAUGUUGGUCACUGCACAUAAUGUAAUGAACAACAAAAGGAAGGAUAAGGAAUUCAUUCUUGUGGCUGGUACUUCUUCUAGUAAGACUGGGAAGAAGAAAAAGAAGUCCAAGAAAGGCUCUGUUCCUCAACAGUCAGCAGGUGACCAAGAAAAAGGGCAAGGCAAAGGUUGCUGCGGAUAA